Molecule: messenger RNA, 4336 nt
Organism: Monodelphis domestica (gray short-tailed opossum)
Lineage: Eukaryota; Metazoa; Chordata; Mammalia; Didelphimorphia; Didelphidae
Source: RefSeq, a predicted model, not a curated record
CUUUCUCCACCCUGCGGCUUCCCUCUUCUUUACUCUCCAGCUCGACCCCCUCCCCCCGCCCCCUAGCCGGAACGUUCUGGUUCCCGGGCCAGCGACCGGGUCGGAGUCGGGGCGCGUCGCGCUGUUGGCGCCGUUCAGGCACCUGCGCUGUGCGGACGUGCGGGGCUGGGCUGGGUUGAGCUCGGACUUUAGGUCUGAGCCUUGAAGCGGCGGGCGGCAUGGCGGCGGCGGCCGAGCUCGGGAGCUCUGGCCAGCAGCAGCCGCCCGGCCAGGGGCAGCCCCCGCAGCAGCCACCAGCGGCGCCCCCGGGUAACGGCGGAGGCGGGAGCAGCAGCCGCCACGAGAAAAGCCUAGGGCUGCUCACCACCAAGUUCGUGUCGCUGCUGCAGGAGGCCAAGGACGGGGUCCUGGAUCUCAAGGCGGCUGCAGAUACUUUGGCUGUCAGGCAGAAAAGAAGAAUUUAUGAUAUUACCAAUGUUUUGGAAGGAAUUGAUUUAAUUGAAAAAAAGUCCAAAAAUAGCAUCCAGUGGAAAGGUGUAGGUGCUGGAUGUAAUACAAAGGAAGUUAUUGAUAGACUGAGAUACCUCAAAGCAGAAAUUGAGGAUCUGGAGCUAAAAGAAAGAGAACUUGAUCAACAGAAAUUAUGGCUACAACAGAGCAUCAAAAAUGUAAUGGAUGAUUCCAUUAACAACAGAUUUUCUUAUGUUACUCAUGAAGAUAUUUGUAAUUCUUUUAAUGGGGAUACACUUCUUGCAAUUAGAGCACCUUCUGGUACACAGCUGGAGGUACCUAUUCCUGAAAUGGGCCAGAAUGGACAAAAGAAAUACCAGAUCAAUUUAAAGAGUCACACAGGACCUAUCCACGUAUUGCUCAUUAAUAAAGAUUCCAGUUCCUCUAAGCCAGUGGUUUUUCCUGUUCCUCCACCUGAUGACCUCACACAACCUCCUUCUCAAGUCUCAACUCCAGUGUCGCCACAGAAACCUAAUACAGAGACCCAGAAUUUGCCUGAACAACACACCCUUACCAUAGGUCAACAUCUUCAGCAGACACCAGUUUCAGACACACCCUCAGACUAUAACUCACAGCAGGGCAGUACAGCUCCGUCAGCACCCCAUUCCAGCCAUCCUGACUCAGUGCUGUAUACCAGUCUUGCAAUAGAUGUAACACAGACAUCCACUAACUCAAAUGAAUAUCCCUCCCUGCUUCCUUUGGAUGUUAAUUGUAUUCUCAAACCAAACUCUUUGAUAUAGCAAAGACGGAUGAACCUGGAGGUAAGAAUCCAUCCAUUAUAUUUAUUCCUCCCCCCCAUUAUUCUUAUGUCUGAACAGGACAAAGGAACAGCCAAUUCUUCAGUUUUGCAUAAUGGGAAAGGAGAUCCAUGAUAGAAAUAUGUAGGUAAUUUUAGUUUAUUUAUUAGCUUCUAUCUCCACCAGAGAAACUUUUUUCUAGAACUAAGUAAUUAGUGUUGCUGCUUGCUAUUUGAAUAUGACCUUUUCUUACUUCCCAGGCUACCAUCUAGUUGGAGUGGUUAAGCUCAAUGAAAGGAUGUUUUUGUAUAAAGAAUACUGCAUACUGCUACUAUUAUAGGCAGGCAAGGAAAUGAAGGAGAAAAGGGGAAAAGGUGGUAGAAAUCUGUAAACCAGGUCUAAUUAGUUCUAGAAGUAUGUUAGGGAAACUCCUAAGAAUGGAAAAAACUACUUGAAGGUAAAGAGACCCUAACAAGUCAGGAAAGUACAAUGAGCGACAUUCUAAAAAACAGAAUUAGGUUUAUCUACAUAUCUCCAAAAGUGGAACUAUUCAGUAAUUCCUUACUUCAUGUUUUCAAUGUAGUUUUAAGUUUUUCUUCCUAUGGAGAUGCCAUGGAUGUUAAUGAGAAGAGGAUUUUGCAUCUUGAAAUAUCUCAUUCAACUAUGUUAAAAUGCAUAAAGGAGUAACUUGAUUUAUUGACAUUUUAAUUCUUUAGUACCUUUUAUUGUUAGUGUUACUUGCAUGAUUAAUCUGGACUUAAGUGAAAUAGAAUUAUUAUUUUAAGAACUGAAAGUACCAGCUAAGUUCACAGGUAUAAAAUAGUAUUCUACUCUAAUUUCCAUUUCAUCUAGAACCCUAAUCUUUAUUAUCCUCAAACUAUUGAUUUCUCAAAAUAGCUUCUCCCAAUUUUCAGUUUAUUAUCAGCAAAGUUAUAGUGUUAUCUUAAAAAUGACUUUUUGGACAUAAAUAUGUAUGUUUUCCAAUGAAAUAUGUAUCAUAAAAUUAGAAGUAAAAUUUUGGGGAAUGGAAAAACUACAAUUUAACCCAUAUAUAAUGAAAUACUCUUCCAUCGUGUAAAAUAAAUUUGAUUUUCCUCAAGUAGACUUCUCUCUUUAAGCCUGGGUCUAUCUUACCUUUUGAGCCCAUUCUGCUACUUACUGGCAUACAAGCUUGGACUUGCUCUUUUCAACCAGGUCUAGUUUAUUCCUACUUGAGCAGCCUCAUUUCCUUACCCUCACUCCUCAACAUACCCAAUAUGCUUAGCCCACUGCAGCUCAGAGCUUCCCAGUUCUGUCUUCCUCAGUAGCACGGAUGACAAGAAUGCACAAUUGUAACCAACUCGAGUGGAAUGUUCUUGAAGAGAGGGCCAGCUAACACUUUUCUCUUCUCACAGUUCUAGUAUUUGAACCUGCCAUAAUAAUGGAGUUGCUGUUUUGACUAUCUGUUAUUAUCAAUAACCAUCUUUCAUUGUCAUUGGAUAUUCAGUGAAAUAUAACAAAGUAAAAUAUGUUUUUGUUUGACAGGAUCUAUUAGUGGUGAUAUCAUUGAUGAAUUAAUGUCUUCAGAUGGUAAGUAGCUCAAACUCAUUUCUGCUAAAUUGUCAAUCUUCCAAUAGAUCUACAGAAGUGAACUAUUCCAAAAAUUCUGUGAAUUAUUGACAGAGAGAAAAUUUGGCAAGAAUACUGGAGGAAGUUAUUAGGGAGAGUAAUUGUCAUUCUGUGAAGGACAUUUCUCAUAUUUGCUGACCUACUACCAAUAUUAUGUAUUGGUUCCAAGGCAGAAGAGUUAGGAAAGGCUAGGCAGUGGGGGUUAAGUGACUUGUCCAGACAAUAUAUGAGGUCAAAUUUGAACUCUGGACCUGGCUCUCAAUCCACUGAGCCAACCCACUGUCCCUGACCUAACUCUUAUUUGCUGACCAUAUAUGUAAAACUAUAGAAGAGCUGGAGGAAAAGCAAUAGUAUGAGUCAAUGAAAUUACUGGAUAAUUUGAAACACAGGUGAAUAAUUCCUUCCUAAGCUUGGUCUAGAGCAACGUUGGUGAACCUUUUAGAGAUUGGGUGCCCAAACUGCACCUUCAAGCUGCCUCUCCCCCAAGAACGAGGGAAGUGCUUGUAUUUGGCUACUGGACAGGACAUGUGAAAAACAUGGUGGGGAAAUGUUUUCUAAACUUUUAAGUACUAUGAAAGCUUGAACUAAUCUUGUGUUGUGUAUUCACAUUUUGCCCUAACAUACUGAAAUUCUUGCUCUCCUUAAAUCUGAAUUUGUUCUUCUUACAGUGUUUCCUCUGUUACGGCUUUCUCCUACUCCUGCUGAUGACUACAACUUUAACCUGGAUGAGAAUGAAGGCGUAUGCGAUCUCUUUGAUGUACAGAUACUAAAUUAUUAGAUUCCGUGAGAACUAUUUGGCCUGUUAUCUACCUCUUAACUAUAUAACACCCUAAACUUCUUUAUAACCUAAGUAUUUAAAAUAAUGAAUGUAACAACUUUUUUAGUUCACUGACUCUGGGAAUAUUCUUCCUUUUCUUUAUUUACUUCACAAAACUACCCAAAAGAGCAAAAGGGAUUUGAUCUCUUCAGGGCAAAAAGUGACUUUGUGAGCUUGAUUUCCCCCCACCCCCCAGAACAAAACUAUAGUCACAGAAUUGGGUGGGUGGGAAUAUUAUUAUGAUGAUGGUCAUUCCAAAACCCUCAUCUUAUUUUCCCUUGUGUGGAAAGCAAGUUUAAUAUUUAAAAGCAGCAUUUUUGGGUCAUUACAAAAUAAAUGACCUAGGACUUAUCACUUAAAAUAUCAUUUUAUACCAUUACUGCCACCACCCGUCCAUUUUUUUUCCUUGUCCUUCUAGUUUAAUCAGUUUUUCACUGCCAUUUGCAAAAUGAAGGAUAUAAACUGAUACAUUGAAUUGUUUCAGUGAACAAAUUUUGUGAAGUGCCUUCUGUUUUAGCACUUUAAGUUUUUCAUGUUUUGUUGACUUCUUGACAUUCCACUUUCCUAAAUUUUAGGAAAGCUCUUUCUAAGUAGUUUGCAUUAAAAUGUGCCAAUGCCUGUACAUUAACAAGAUUUUUUAAAAAAUAAAAUUGUACAAACAUCA